Aplysia californica (California sea hare) is the source of this 4517-nucleotide messenger RNA. Its product is annotated as protein O-linked-mannose beta-1,4-N-acetylglucosaminyltransferase 2. The coding region runs from base 1073 to 3823 and encodes 916 amino acids. Lineage: Eukaryota; Metazoa; Mollusca; Gastropoda; Aplysiida; Aplysiidae. The transcript has 2 exons. Gene Ontology annotation, cellular component: endoplasmic reticulum. Gene Ontology annotation, molecular function: protein O-acetylglucosaminyltransferase activity; protein binding. Gene Ontology annotation, biological process: protein O-linked glycosylation via mannose. The record is from RefSeq and is a predicted model, not a curated record.
AGGGGCUUAAAAAUAGGUCAGGGAAAAGCCCUGGGCCAGUGGUGGAUUUUGGCCUGGUGGGAAAAGAGUUAAACAAUGAUGCAGCGUAUUUGUAGAUUGUUCUCAAUCGGAGUCCAGGAAGAUCACUCCCUCACCUUUUCUUAGCAUACACCUAAAAUAUUUAACACUUUCCACCUGCGAAAAGCGCACAACAUUUGUCCCCACGGACCAGGAUGCAGAUGCGGUAGGCCUACAUCAGUACUACUCCUGUAUCUCACUAAAAAAUACCCCAACUAUUUAUGAAAUUUUAAGUAUACUGAGCAGAUUAAAAGUGAUGAUAGCGUUUUAACCCUAUAAAGGAAUUAGAAUUGGAACUGAAAACAUUAGAUCUAGCUCAUUCAUCUCCCGAAUUCUCAUCAUGGCAUGUAUGAGAAAAGCAGCUUUCAUGCUAGGUCUAUUGGAUAUUUUUCCAAAAAGUUUACUCCCAUUAUUGUAUUCAAACUGAUUUUUUUUUUUACCUCAAAGGCCUCACAAACCAUCCAGAAAGGAAAUUUAACUUUAACAAGUGCAUAUGUCAAAAAGAAGAUCAUUGCAGCAAUGUUUUUGUUGCUACAUCACACCCUCGCCGAUUGGCGCCCCAUGGGGGAAAGAGACAGCUUCUUACCAUCGCCGAUCGGUGUCCUGUGGGGGCAAAAUUAUUAUGUGAAAAGCACUUCUCUAUCUGUUAAAUUCUGACUCAGAAAAGAUUUCAGCAGAUAGGAGGAUUCUUGAUGACACUGAAUAAAUUUUAUAUAUCUGUAAUGUCUGCUACGGCUUAUAAACUAGUGCUGUUUAUUUGUUAAAAAUUUGUAAAAUUAAAAAAUAUUACUUGCUGCGGCUUAUUACAUUCUUAACAGCCAGAAUCUUACCAUUUUUAGAAUAAGUGUAGAAUUGUCUUCAGCUUGUUUUGUCUUUUCACAGUUCUGGGGCAGACAGACUUACACACUGCCAGCCUCCCCUGUUGCCUAAAGAUUUGGUUGUCUGAGUCUCAGAUGCCCACACUUCAUCCUGUCUUACUACAGGUGACCCAAUGGCAAUAGGAUUUACGUGAACUAUGGCGACCUCUUCCAUACAAGGAAUUGUUCACGUUGUGAUGCUGGUGGCCAUCAUCGUCUUUGCCAGUCAGUACCACCAGCUGGGGCUCAGGUAUGAGGAACUCUUGCAGGCCUGCAAGGGUGGACACAGCUAUAAGGAAUACGAGCUGACAGAGAAUAGAGAAUCAUCUUUUAAGCCCAGACGUCCAGUGGAAGAAUCUGGUUCGAAGUACCACACCAGGUCUGAAGAUCUGUUGACAUCUUCUUCGGCUGUGGAACCAGGGCUGGGUACGAGGGUGUCACAGAUGGACCUAAGUGUUGAUGUAUAUCAGGGAACAGAGAAAAUACAACUGGGGACAUCUCAGCUACAUUACAUCUCUCAAAGUCCUCUCAACUCAGAUCAAAUCGUGUUUCAUGCAACAGAUAAUUUUUUGUCCACCUCAAAACAUACCAAGUUGCAAGACAAGGAGACUGUGUCUUUAGACUCCGUGACGAGUGUAGUAGAUGUUCCUGUAACUUCUGAACCAGAACAAACAAAUCCUGUUACUUCCCUUGAUUUGUGGGAACAUGUGAAGACGCAGCCUACUGCUCCAGCGUCUGGCUCAGAUUCAUUGACUGUUUCUUUUGUUUUCUCGUCUUCCUCUCUAACUGAGCAACAGCAUUUAUUGAAGAACACUGAAUAUAUCAAUAGAAAUGUUUUUACUUCGGGGCCUCGGGUCACGGCUGAUGAUUCUCUCCUGAAUAUUGAUGAUGCUGCAAAGGCUGAUAUUGUUUUAUCUGAUGCAUCUGUGGACAGUAUUAUAACUACUCCAACUUCAAUAUCAUUAUCUCAGUUUGAAGCACAUUUGAAAUCUUCGCAAAAGUUUGAAAACUUUGGCUCCACUGAAUUACAUGACAGUGAUUUUGACCCACUCUAUUAUGAAGAGGACUUUGAAUCAGAUUCGUACCUUGAUGAUUAUGUGAAUGGUGUUGGCGAGAACAGAAUAAACCAUAGCUGGGAAGAUUCUGAAGCUCCUGUCAAAGAGCAGCUGUCUGGGUUUGAUGAGUGUGAACAAACUAAUUCUCAAAGCAACACAAAGUUUGAUUACUGUGAUACCCAAACGUACAAAAGGCCAAGCUUCUCUAAGAAGAUGCUCAAAUAUGUGGAAGUUCUCAGUGCUGCAGAUAGAGAAAAACUUGGGUCAGAGGGUACGUCGGUUUGGUGCAGUGACCUUGACAGGUCGGGGUCUUCGUGCCAUAUACAGAACCUCUGCUACAACACUGCUCAACACGACUUUGUUUUUCUGAAAAGUGAUACCAGUAUCAUUGAAGCAAGUUCUCAGGAGUUUUAUGAGGGACAAAUUUCUCUCAGCCUAUCGGCAAUUCCUGACCAUAAUGCUUACAUUUUCCGGCCUGUGACCAUUCCUGGGAAGUCUGUUAAUGAAUUUUCUGUCUCCAUCAUGAGAAAAACCACCUUCCUGAUGAGUCGUUUUAAACCUGAUAACAUAAUGCAUGUUUUCCAUGACGACUUGUUCCCUUUAAUACACACUCUGGAUUCUAUGAAAUUUCAAAGAAGAAAACGUAAGUUCGAUGUUGUUAUAAUGUUUGCAGAUCAUUACGACGAAGGAGAUCUUCUUCCACUCUACUCUAGUGUGUCCACGGAGAGCCCCAUUACUUUAUGGAAAAGUAACUUUCCAUCAGACUUGGUGUGUUUUGAAAGUGUUUACCUUGGGUUGUCAAACAAAACUUUAUGGUAUCAGUACGGAUUUUCUGUCCCCCAGGGUCCUUUACAUUAUAUUGACAAAUUUGCAACUGGAGUAAACGUCUACAGGGCUGCACGGUAUGCUGCUCAGGAUCUGUUGUCAGAUUGUAUUUUCUGCUCCAGUGGAAGCUACCUAGUCUUAUUGUCUCGGAAAGACACACGACUCAUUGUCAAUGAAGGGGAACUUAUUCUAGCUGUAGCCAGAGCUACAAAAUUAAAAGUCAUGUCUGUAAGUCUGGAGACCCACAGCUUAGCUGAGUUAGUUACUAUUGUGAAGAAUUCAAAGGGGAUUCUAGGAAUGCACGGUUCCUUAUUUUCAUUGGCUGCUUUUUUACCUCCUGGCUCCGUUGUUAUAGAACUUUUCCCCUAUGCUGUGAAUCCGUCUAAAUACACGCCCUUUAAGAGUUUGUGUGAACUGGGUGGCUAUAGUCUUAUUUAUAGAUCGUGGACAAACCCAAGCAGAGACAACUCAGUCCCUCAUCCGGGCUGGCCAUCUGACGUUGGUGGUAUCCAUCACCUGUCUCCUGAGGCGCAACAAGAGAUCAGUAGCCAAACGGAGGUGCCCAAUCACCUUUGUUGCGAGGACCCAUCGUGGCUCUACCACAUCUACCAGGACACCGUGGUGGACAUUGAUUCGGUUGUGACUAUAGCUGCUUCUGCUUUAUCCCAAGCUGAGGUUUUUGCUAAUUCAUCAAGGAUGUCUGAAUCGGUAUCAGGGCAGGACUCCAUCAUUCCUGGAGCUGUGAGCUCAUUACUAUGCAAUCUCGUAGACAAUUCCUUUACCCUGUCCUGGACUCCACCUUGGAAUGUGGAAUUUGUUUCUCAUCAGACUUUUACAUAUCAUCUUGUAUUUCAGGAAAGGGGCACUGAGAUGGUCCAUGACAAAGAGUUGCCUAGUUCUGUGACAAAGUACUCCCUGCAGCACAAAGGUAACCACCGUGAGGCAGAAUUCAACAUAUGGCUGAGAGCUGUAUUUGAUGGUACUAGGAAAGGCCCCCCUAGUUUUGUUACCUGUAAGGUCCCUAGAUGACAGGCAGCUGUGAUGUAGUGGUCAGUCUCCUCACUGUCUCAGGAAAAAGAUCUAGAUUCGGUCCUUGGGCAGGGAAAUUAUUUUCUCAAGUAUCUUUUUAUCUUUCUGCUGGGAUACUGUUUCCCUCUCCUCAAUCCUGGAUUGACUAAGCAAAACAGGGUAGAAGCAGCCCACAUCCGAGAUGUCAAUGGAGGUGCAAAACAUUUGCAGUCCAUUCUAGUCAUUAUUAAUUUUAACAGCAUAUGAACCUCCGAAAGAAGGGAAUUGGAAUCUACUCAUUUCUUGACAUACAUGGUCAGUCCCAUAAUUUUAGGAAAACAAAAUGGAAAAUGGUGUCAUUUGAGUCCCCAGUUCCAGUAUUCCUCUAUCAAAUGGACUAAAAAGUAUAACUGAUACUGGGAAAUCUAGUCAGGAAAAAAAGUUUAAUGAACUACAGUCAAACCUCUCCCAGACCACCAUCCAUUGUUGAAGAGAAAGAUCAUCAUCUUAGACUGGUGGCCUUCUUGGACUGUCCCAUCAUAGUAUUUAUUGAAAAUAAAAAAGCUUGGGGAGGGGAGAGGAGUGAGAAGGUGGUUGCCUUGGAAAGGUGGUUGUUAGACUUCAAGCAGUGAGGUGAACUCUUGGUAUUUUAUAGAGUUUUACUUUAACUUGAAGUCAUUCAAGUUCCAGUCUGUCGGAGACUCAUUGGAAAAAA